This is a messenger RNA of Cyprinus carpio (common carp), 1778 nucleotides long. RefSeq lists its product as uncharacterized. The transcript is spliced from 8 exons. The coding region runs from base 323 to 1696 and encodes 457 amino acids. Lineage: Eukaryota; Metazoa; Chordata; Actinopteri; Cypriniformes; Cyprinidae. The record is from RefSeq and is a predicted model, not a curated record.
AGCUUUUUCUUGAUUUAAUGAACUGCUUCGUGCACAAGCGGUAGCUCUAAUUACCUCAACAUUAGCGAUUUUCGUCAAAUAUAUCGACUAAUCCAAAAAGAUGAACAUCCUCCCGAGAAAACGCGUUUCUUAUUUACAGCAACUCUAAACAGUGAAGAUCCACGAAACAAAUUCAGAACAGAGAAACGAAGAAACUCACCGAGAAGGAAUAGGCUUUUUCUAAGCUUCGUUUGUCCAGCACAGAUUCUACAACUGUCAUUUUACCAAAGCAAAGGUGAUUGAAAACUACUGCUUCACAACAUCUACCUAUCAGAAGAUCAACAUGAAUCAGAGAUCACCCGCGAGAGGCCGUCAAUAUCAGCUCUUCAACCCAAGUGAGAUCCAUCCUAAUCCAAAACACGUAAUUCAGCAAAAUGUUGGAAGUGAUGAAAUCCCCCGUCAGAAGCUGUCGUGCUCUCAGCUCAUUCACUUUCUGAAAACAAGCAGCAAAUCAAAACUAGCGUCUGAACUGCCGUCAUCAGCUGCUGAAGUCAAAUACAGGCCAAACCUAACUGAGGCUUCAUUUAGUCUGAUACAAAACAUCAGCACAACAGCUUCUGUGGAUCAGAGAGUCACGGCUUUGACCGGCGCCAAGAAGGAUGUGGAGAAUAAGAUCUUUUCUAAGAGCAAAGUUUCUGAACCCGUGUUUGCAGAGAAAGAAAGCAGUGCUGAGGUUUCCUACCACUGGAUGAUUGCCACAAGCACUGAACUGUGGGACAUUGGGGAUAUUUUCUCAGAUGCACAUCAGUCCUUGCCAGAGCCGUUCCCAAAUGAAGUGCCAGAUUUUAAUUUCCAAGCUGACUGUAAAGUUCCUGAUCUGUCCAGCCGAAGCGUGUGUCCCUCGGCAGAAGAAUCGUGGCGUCUGAAGGACGGUCAAAGCCCCGACACACUGACUGACCACACUGAAGAUGACCACGCUGUACAUGUCACAAUCCCAGAGUUUCAGAGUCACAGAUUUGAGGAGAUUCCAGUUGUUAUCAGCCACGUGGUUCAUCCAAACAAGUUCUUCAUUCAACACAAGGACACAGAUCUCUGUGAACUCUCUGAAAUCAUGCAGAGGAACAGCAGUAGGUCUUUAGCAGAGAUGAACCGCAUCCCAGACAUUGGAGCUUAUGUCAUGGUUUGGUUUCUCAAGCAAGAGAUGUGGUGCCGUGGCCAGAUCAUCAGAAUCCGUCGGAGUCGAGGGCCCAGCAGCAGAGAUUGCAAAGACACUAAGGUGGAGGUCAGGAGGGUUGACUAUGGAGAUGUUGUUUGGGUCUCUCUUUGGGAUCUUAAGGAACUGUGUGGAGAAACCGCAUCCAUACCUGUGCAAGCGCUGCAGGUCUCACUGGCGAAUGUGAGGCCAGUGAAUGGAGAAACAUGGUCUUUUGAAGCGAUCAACUGGUUCAAGAGUAAAGUGCAGAACAAGACUCUUUAUGCCAGGCUUUACCAAGAAGAAGGAGAAGUUUUGGUUGAACUCUUCAUGGAAAAGGGAAAGAUUGGUGCCAUGAGGAGAGGAGACUCUCUGUCUGUCAGACUUGCUCUGAAUAGAUUUGCCAUUCAUGAAUGUAACAAACCCAGGAGUCUGAAGAGAAGUGACGUCCCAGAACAAACCAGACAGCAGUCCUUACAGUGGGAGAAAUAUCUGAUCUCCUGUUACAGUCACAACAGGAAAUAAUGUUCACAGUAAUCAGCAAAAUACAGACCUUUGUCAUUCUUCAUUACUGUACAAUCUUAUGAAUACUUCACAAUAUCUACUA